AUGAAGCCGUUGGAUUACGAAGAUCCGGUGCAACGUGACGGUUUUACGUUGGGUGUCCGGGUUUACGAUGGGCGCUACUAUGCAACAACAAAACUGCACAUCGAGCUCCAGGAUCGGAACGAUAAUCCACCGGUCAUCAAAGGUCCACAGCAUGUCCAGCUAUCGGAAGAUGCAUGGCGUGGCCAUCAGGUUGCCCGGUUUACGGUCCAGGAUGCGGAUGCAAAUGAUACCGCUGUCAGCAAGGACGAAAAUGGCCUUGCUACCGCUUGCACCACGGCCCAUUCCACUGCCUUCAAAAGCAAUUCCAUCCAUCGGAAAAUCUCGGGAAAUCGCCGGUUUCCGAGGAGUUCGGUGUUGUGGAGGCUUUUCCUCCUGUCAGCAACAUUCUUUAACUCAGCUGUAGCGGUAGAAGCGCAGGAGCUGUCCCAUCUGUUCAUGGGUUCCCAUCCGGGCCAAUCACGUUUCAUGAAUUUCGCCGGCAAAACCCAGCGUGAUAUUAUUGUAAAAUUUACCAAAAAUAUCACGGAAGAUACGCCGGUUGGCACAUUGCUGGCCACAUUCCGUGCUGAAGAUAAGGAUUCGAUGACGCAUAAUUUAACGUAA
Gongylonema pulchrum is the source of this 603-nucleotide messenger RNA. The record is from the annotation of a GenBank genome assembly. NCBI's taxonomy places the organism in Eukaryota, Metazoa, Nematoda, Chromadorea, Rhabditida, Gongylonematidae.